Molecule: messenger RNA, 231 nt
Organism: Nezara viridula (southern green stink bug)
Lineage: Eukaryota; Metazoa; Arthropoda; Insecta; Hemiptera; Pentatomidae
Source: the annotation of a GenBank genome assembly
AUGUGGGACCUAUCCUAUCCACAGCCUCCAACACUUCUUAACUUGAUAUUUUCCCCUCCUCUUAUCAUGAUGGCUGCGGUCAGGUACAGCGAGGUACUCGAAACGAAGUGGCCAUUUCGUCCGAUCCGAGAUGUCGGGGGUUUCAUCGACCUUGACACAAUUAAGGCCUUCCCCACCGUCUACGGCGAUCUGCUCUUAGUCAGCUCGGAGGUCUUGCAUCCUCUACUGUAA